Mercurialis annua (annual mercury) is the source of this 666-nucleotide messenger RNA. RefSeq lists its product as uncharacterized. NCBI's taxonomy places the organism in Eukaryota, Viridiplantae, Streptophyta, Magnoliopsida, Malpighiales, Euphorbiaceae. The record is from RefSeq and is a predicted model, not a curated record. The coding region runs from base 1 to 666 and encodes 221 amino acids. The transcript is spliced from 2 exons. Gene Ontology annotation, molecular function: RNA-DNA hybrid ribonuclease activity; nucleic acid binding.
AUGGAACAAGAAAGCUUAUCACAUAUGCUUUUUACUUGUCCUUUUGCACAACAGGUAUGGUUUACCUCUCAGUUAUCUUUACGAAGUGAUUGUUUGUCAUUUUCUUCUUUUCCUCAACUUUGGAUUCUCCUUUCUACUCAACUUAUCACUAUGCAACCUUCUAUGGAUUCAUUUACCUUGUUCUGUUUCACUCUUUGGCAUUUAUGGAAGAGUCGUAAUGCAAUUAUUUUUAGAGAGGAGUACAUAUCUAUAGAAGAUACGGUCUUGCUGGCAUCUAAAGCUUGUUCUGAAUAUAUUUUGGUUUUAUCUUUGGAACCUCAUACAAGCAACAUCUCAUCAUCUACAUUGACAGCUCCUAUUUCCUUUGCUUCUUUACCACAAGAUUGUGUUAAGAUCAAUGUGGAUGCUGCUACAGACAAACAACAUCACUUUGGAGUAGUUGCUGCUAUUGCCAGGAAUUCGACAGGAUUGAUAAUUGGCAAGUUUACUGCUGUUUUUCGAGCUAUAUGGGAUCCAGGUAUUUUGGAAUUUCUGGCUAUGCGUGAGGCUCUUAACUGGGCAAUAUCAAAUCGUUGGCAUUCAGUUCUGCUGGAAGGAGAUGCACUUCAAGUUAUCCAAUCAAUUCAGAAACCGAUGGUGCAAAUUUCAGAGUUUUCAACUUUUUAG